This is a messenger RNA of Cercocebus atys (sooty mangabey), 3913 nucleotides long. RefSeq names its product small integral membrane protein 3 (gene SMIM3). NCBI's taxonomy places the organism in Eukaryota, Metazoa, Chordata, Mammalia, Primates, Cercopithecidae. The record is from RefSeq and is a predicted model, not a curated record. The transcript is spliced from 2 exons. The coding region runs from base 2600 to 2782 and encodes 60 amino acids.
AAAGCUCCAGGGUGUGGUGGUGAAGGCUGCACAAUCACACAAGUAUCAGAGAUUCCUUGAACAUCUGCUAUGAUGCGUGCUGCUACUGCAGUGGGCACAUAGUUUGGAAGAAUUGGGGAUGCCUGAAUGAGGUGGAGGUGGGAGUGGAAAGAACGGUUCUCUGCAGGUUAGGAGACCCUCUCAGUUACCCUAAUGGAGGCAUUUCCCCUCUCUGGCCCUUGCCUUCCCCAUCUGUAAAAUGAAGACGCGGGAGUGGAACAGAUGUUUGUUUGUCUGUGGUUGAGCGUAACAUGCUCUUUGGUUUAUGCAGGCCGCACAGCAGCCAUCUAGACACACGCAAGGCAGCACAGCUGAGCUUUAGGACAUCAUGUGCUUCUGCAGUGACAACCGAAAAAAACAAAAAGUGUUUUCCUGCUCCAACCGGGCCCUCCUGUUCCCAGCCGUCCUGGGACUGUGAAUCAUGCUAUGGGGGUUACAAGUCAUGCUUCAUGAGGUCUCCCACAACUGACCUCUCCAAACCUCAGAACUGUGUCUCCAUGACACAAAAGAUGUGGGGAGUCCCAGAGAACAGCCAGAGAACCACUGAGCUGCAGUGAGGUGUUAGAGAUGCCAAACAAAUGAGAGACUCUGGGGACCUGUGGUCAGGUCAGAUCCCAGGCCCUUGGGGGUGACAGACCAAGGGAAUAACGGCCGGUCACAGCCUCAGAUGCUUUCCCAGCCAUAUGCCAAUCCUUUAAACAUUGUGCCUCCGUUUCUUCUCUAUGGAUUGAAACAUGCAAACAGAGGAAAUACCUCCAAGGAAAGAGGAUAUCUUGGUUGAGCGUGACAGUGGUAUAAAAAAUGGGCACGGGUACUCACAAACACAGUUUAUUGGAGUAUAGGAGUAAAUGUUAGCAUUGCCACACCCUGCCUUGUCCUCCCCAACCCUGACUGGCCCAGUAAGCGGAAUGAUGUUAUAAUGAUCAUACUUGCCAUUUACUGGGUACUUACUAUAAGCUAGGCAUGACUCUAAGCAUUUUACUUGUAUUAACUCAUUUAGGUUUUACCACAAUCCUAUUAGGGAGGGACUGUCAUCACCUCCAUUUUGUGGAUGAGGAAACUGAGGUCCAGAGAGAGUGACUCACCCAUGAUCACGCAGAAAGUAAGUGGCAGAGCUGUAAUUUGAAUGCAGGCACCCUGGCUCCAGGGCCUAUCCUCUGAACUUCAUUGGAAUUGGGGGGAACCAGUUUCAGAUCUUGCCUCUGUCACUUACUUUCAGGGUGACCUGGGAGAAGUGAAGUGAGAAUUUGAUAGUCACUGUUCUAGUGGAUCCCUGGAGACCUAGUACCCUUCCAACUUACUAGGGAAGCAGAAGGUGAACCUCAAGAGAUAAUGGAGACAUCUAGCAGUAAAGGCUUCGAGUUAGGUAGUUAGGAAGGGGAACUGCUCAGAAGUAUAAUUGCCUAGCACAUUAAACAACAGCAAGCCAGAUUCCACGUCUAAACCGUAUACUUUAAAUUGCUUAGUUGUGUAUACAAAGAGCUUCCUGAUUUUAUUGAUUUGCACUCUGAUUGACUGAUUGGAUGUUUCUUGCUAGUGACCCACUAUAUAGGAUCAUAUUCAAGAUUCUGGGGACCAGGACAUAGAUGUCUUUGGUGGUGGUGGUGGGCAUUAUUCUGCCUUCUAUACACAUGAGGCCCACUUUGGGAGAGAGACCUGUUGAGGCUCACACAUUGAGGCAAGGCACUACCACCACCCGGUGCUCUUGCAGCUCUGUCCCGGAGCACCCUACUAGCCCCUCUCAUGGACAGUCUCCUUUGUUAGCCUGACACACAGCAGGCACUUAGUCACUGGCAAAUAGCAAUGAUGGAUGGUAGUGCCUUAAACAGGAUGCUGGGGAUUUGGCCUGGGCUUUCUCCUCUGCUAGCUCUCUGUUGGUUUCUAAGACUCUGUAAUUGGCUGGGUCAGAUGGUACGUGCGGUCUUACACAGCUCUGGCUGUGUUCCGAUCUCUUUGAAAUAUCCUGGUGUUUUUCCAUUUUUGCGGCCACAGAGGAGCAGAUGGAAACUCAGGCAGGUCUGUAGCCUGUUAGGAAGUUUGGAGAGACAGGGGCCAGUUGGGGUGAAAUGAGAACACAGUGCUCCUUAGGGACUUUGGGACAGUGGAGAAAAGCCUGUUAUUUGAUUCAUUUCACAGUUUUGGUAGUUGUAUGUCCUGUCCAUUCCUUCGUCUGGCCCCUUUAUUUGGACCAAAGUUCCCUGGUGAAAUGACUGUGCUGGGUUGGUAAAUGUUUGAGGCUGUUACACAAUGGGAGGAGAAAUAAUACUGCUAAGAGUAAAUGUGAAGGUGGUAUGGCCUUCUCAUAAUGGACUUGGCAUGGGAAACCUGCCCCCCCUUUUAUCAGCCUCCCUGUCCUCUUCUGAGAACAGAAAGAUUCACAUCUUGGGCAACAACGCUGCUCCCCUCACCCCUGUCCCCCUUCCCCACCUCAGUGCCCAGCUCCUGAGCACAUGGUGUCAGAACUCGAAUUUGAACUUCUCAGUCCAAGCAAAUCAACAAGUGGGAACCCUAGAGGACUUCAUUCUGAAAGGCCAGUUCUCUUCUGCCUGAGUGAAGCAACAUGGAUGCAGUCAGCCAAGUCCCUAUGGAAGUCGUGCUUCCCAAGCACAUCCUGGAUAUCUGGGUUAUUGUCCUCAUCAUCCUGGCCACCAUUGUCAUCAUGACCUCGUUGUUGCUGUGCCCAGCCACUGCAGUCAUCAUCUAUCGCAUGCGGACUCAUCCAAUCCUCAGUGGGACUGUUUGAGAGCCUCCCAAGAGGGCCGGGUGAGGGAUGAUGACAGGCAUCCUGUCCCCAGCCUCUUCCUGUCUUCAGAAAAGCAGCAGGAGGGACUUUGGGACGUGGACCUGAGUUCUGGUUUUGAUUCUGCCAUGAGCCAGCUGUGUGAAUUUGUUCAAGGGACCUAACUCUCUGAGUUCCAGGUUCCUUAUCUUUCAAAUGGGGAUGGUGAUCCCUGCCCUUCCUACCUCAUAGGGGUGUGAGAACCACCUGCCUUAGUGGAUGUGAAAGCUGUCUGUGAGCAGUAAAGCUGCCACAGAUAUAAAGGUGUUAUGCUGAGUGCUGAGAAGCUUUGAAGAACCAGAGAACCUGAUUGCUGAUGAUGGCGUUAAAGGUGGUGAGGGAGAUAUUGGGGGCAGAGCAGACUUUGCCAGUGCCCCUCAGGUCAAACCAAGCCAAGAGCACCCUGUCCCCAUUCCAAGGGGCCAGCAGCACUAUGGCUCAAAGUUAUUUUCUUUAAGGUGCCAUUCCUUCAUGUUCCUUCAUGUUUUCUCAGUUUGGAAGGUGAUGGGUAGAGCUUUCCAGAACCUCCUGUAUUCCAGAAUCUCUGCCCUUGUGUAAUCUGAAGGAAGGCUGUGCCAUCUUUGGGCACUGCCAAGGGAGUUGGGGUGAUGGGCUUCUUUCUGCACUGGAGUCUCACACCUGUUAGUGUUGACACUCAAGCAGUGUUGGAAAAUGCAGAGUGACUGAGUUCCCUGCCCAGCUUUCGGGAUCUCUGGCCCCCAUCCCCUUGUGUGUGUGUGUGUGUCCCUCUGCCCAGCUCCUGCUGUAAUUAGCUCCACGUGUGCCCCCUUCACUCCCUCGCGCCAGCCCUGCAGCCAGCCUACAGCAAUUAUAUUUUAAGAGGUGUUCCCAGGCUUUUGGGACCUACUGAAACAAUGAUGGUUAUUUUAGAUGUGAUGAUUUAUAUCUAUGUAGAGCUGUUUCUGGACCACUCAAGCUCUUCAAUACCAAAAUCAGGAGCAUCUUGGGAUUUAUUAAAUUAUGUAAGAAGAUAGUACAGAUAUCGGGAUAUUAUUGUGUGAAAAUGCUGCUUUUACUUUGAUGUGAUCUCAUUGGUGUACACAACCGAUUUCCAAUAAAGUGCUAGAAUGUGCA